This is a messenger RNA of Rhodotorula graminis WP1, 1139 nucleotides long. RefSeq lists its product as uncharacterized. Bases 283 to 1098 code for a protein of 271 amino acids. The transcript has 2 exons. The record is from RefSeq and is a predicted model, not a curated record. Lineage: Eukaryota; Fungi; Basidiomycota; Microbotryomycetes; Sporidiobolales; Sporidiobolaceae.
AGGACGGAGGGAGAGAGCGUCGCCGCUGUCCGUCCGAGUCUCUCCUUUCCCUCUUGGCCAGCGCGGAGCCGGCGCGAGAGCCAGUGUGGGGCAGAGCGGAGGAAGCGGACCGACGAAUCGUGUGAGAGAGGAGGAGGAGGGGGAGGCGGUCGACAGCUCUCCUCAGACCGCGCCUUGACUGCUACGAGCGCGUACAAGCUCGUCGCCCACAUCGACACACGCCAUCGAGCACCAAAGGCGGACCGUUGACCUCGUCCUCGGCCUCGCCUCCUCGCCUCACCCAUGGCGCACCUCCCGAUUCUCGUCGUCAACCCCAACACGACGCGCUCAAUGACAGACGGCGUCGAGCGAGCACUGAAUGGCAUCAUCGAGUCGAGCAAGUUCCCGCGCCCGACCUUCUUUACGGCUCCGACAGGCGUCGCCUCGAUCAACGACGACAAAGACUGCCACCACACUGCCGACGAAGUCCUCCCACACCUGCUCGCAACGUCCGGCCCCUCGACAACCUCCUCGUCCCUCUCGCUCGUCGACGCCCACUCGGCCAUCCUCAUCGCCUGCUACUCGGUCCACCCUCUCGUCCCGCUCCUCGCCGCCCAAUACGCGUCCCAGCCCGGCCCGACCCGCCCCGUCACGGGCAUCUUCGAGGCGUCCCUCGUCGCCUCGCUCGCGCUCCUCCACUCGCCCGACGACCGCUUCGGGAUCGUGACGACGGGCGCCGUCUGGGACGGCCUCCUGACGCGAGGCGUGCGCGACUUUCUCGCGUUGCGCGGCGGCGAGGGCGCGAGGACGGGCCGGUUCGCGGGCGUCGAGACGACGGGCUUGACGGCGGUCGAGCUGCACGACUUGCCGGCCGACGAGGUGGCGCGCAAGAUGAAGGAGGCCGUCAAGAGGCUGAUCGGGAGGGCGAGGGGCGACGACGGGAGCGGGCGAUUGAGGGCGGUGUGCUUGGGGUGCGCCGGGAUGGCUGGGCUCGACGCGACGGUGCGAGAGGCGUGCGUCGAGGAGCUCGGCGAGGUCGACGGCGCAAAGGUGCACAUUGUCGACGGCGUCAAGGCAGGGUACGCCCUGCUCGAGGGCAUGGUGCGGGCCGAGCUGUAGCGAGCGUCGGCGGCGUGCACGAACCUCGUCUCUCCCUCCCU